This is a messenger RNA of Botrytis cinerea B05.10, 2552 nucleotides long. RefSeq lists its product as hypothetical. The record is from RefSeq and is a predicted model, not a curated record. Gene Ontology annotation, molecular function: ATP binding; ATP-dependent protein folding chaperone. NCBI's taxonomy places the organism in Eukaryota, Fungi, Ascomycota, Leotiomycetes, Helotiales, Sclerotiniaceae. Bases 251 to 2344 code for a protein of 697 amino acids. The transcript has 9 exons.
GGGUAGGAAUUCACAUCCUCUUCUCUGCGUACCUUGUGUAUGUUUAAUCAAUCUCUGAUUGAUAAUUUUAAAUGUUAUAUGAGAGUUCCGACAUCGAGAUCGAGGCUACAUUGAAAAUACAAACAUACUUCGUCUCCAAUAGCUUGACAGCUUUGAUUGUCCUUCACUAAAGUUUUACAAAGUUAACACUCAUAAAAUCAUUCAAUCUCUUAAGGAAACCCAUCUUUCAGUGAGGUCACUAGAGUCAGAAAUGUUCUCACCACGUGCGUCAAAGGCCCCCAAUCGCCCGAAGCAAGAGUCUCGUGAAUCAACCUUCUUCGCAACGGAAGAUGAAAUGGCUGCUAUUGACGGUGGUUCGCCAAUGGAGAUCGACAGUAGAAACGAGAACGAAGUCGAUCGUCUGAUCAUUUCAACUGAUUUCGGAACGACAUUCAGUUGUGUGGCUUUUGCCAGCACAAAAAAUGAUAUCGGAAUAGUGAGGGGAUAUGCCACCGAUCCAAUGACAAUCCAGAAAAAGCCCCGAUUUGACGUGCCGACUGAGAGUUGGUACCUGACCAAAGCCAAGAUGGAAGAACUAGCGGCAGAGAACAAUCAAGACAUGGAUGAGCCGAUGCUGAGAUUUGACGACGAUGAUGACUCAGACGAUGAUAGUUUCAAUGGUGCUCAAGACCAAUAUGGUUUGACGCCAAGGAUCAUGUAUUGGGGUUACGAGGUGCAAGACAAACUGAGUGAGCCGGAUUUGGAUAAGAAACAAUACUAUUCUAUCAUGCGUUCGAAACUGUUGUUGGACACCAGUUAUGAGACUGAGAAGAUCCGCGAGGAAUUGAAACCAACCUUGAAGACUCUCAAGGCUAAAAAGUACAUCAAAUCCAACGAGGAUGUUAUUGUUCAAUACCUGGAACAGCUCUUUUUGCAUACGAAGAGAUACCUAAGAGACAUCCGGAGACUCAAAGAUACAACAAUCGUGGAGCAUGUUUUAUGCGUACCUGUAAUCUGGUCGCCAAGUGCAUGCAGAAAAAUGCAAAGCGCCAUGGAAAUCGCCAUUCAGCGAUCGAGCCUUGGUAGCAUUAACAACCUGUUUCUUGUAUCGGAACCUGAAGCAGCGGCAGCUUACGUGCUGAAAUACAGCAAAAGCAUUGGUCGAGGAGAAACAUUCAUACUUUUAGAUGCCGGUGGAGGAACAGUUGAUACCACCACGUACACUGUUAGCAAGGAGCAUCCCCUUAAAUUAAUGAGAGAAGAGGUAACUGCGGCAGGCGGACUUUACGGCUCCAGCUACUUGAACGAAGCGUUUGGAGAACAUCUGUUUGGUCGUCUGGAGAGUGAAAAGUCCGACAUAGAGAUCUAUGGGAAGACUAUUCAAGGAAUUGUUGACCAACAAACAAUAAAAUUCGAAAAUUCAUUGAAGAGAGCUAUGGAUGUGACAAAUGAGAAUAUGGCACCGAUUUUUCUUAAUAUCGACGGCCUUCGCGAAAAUCCAGCAAAGGGCUUUUUAGAAAACCGCAUUAAAAUCAAGAGAAAUGAUUUCUGGAAAAUAUUUGAAAGAUGUCUUCGAGGCAUUAUGGAUUUGAUGCUCAAUCAGAUCAAGCUGUCAAUGGAGGCUGGGCUCAUUAUAAAGAAAGUCAUAUUAAUUGGAGGAUUUUCUAACAAUCCAUCUCUCAGAAAGAUAUUGGAAAGACGCCUAAGAAAGCUGACCAGAGAAUCGGGGGUUUGUAUCGAACUGGAAACAGUAAAUGAUCCAGAAUACCUAGAAACUGCGAUGGCCAGCGGCGGAAUCUUGCGAGCAUUUAAUAAGGACAACGAUGAGCUCGAGAGAAUUAGCUUAUGCAGCUACGGAUUCUUCUUGCAGGAACCACACGAUCCCAUAGGCAUUCCAGCACAUAAGAACGUUAAACCAAUACUCGAUUCUGGCGAUGGUGUACCAUAUUUGGAGGUGUUGGACUGGGUAGUCAAGAAGGGAGAAAUCAUCCCGGCCGAUAAAGAAUAUCGUAUGGACGUACAUUUUAUCUUUCCCGCAACACAAAACAAGUUUAUUUAUAAACAAGAGCUAUAUGUCUCAGACACUAGCACAGAGCAACAUUACAAAUUCACACACCCUAAGAACAGAGGGGCUCAAAUAGCUGGAAUCAUUCAUUUGGACUUCGUCGAAUUGAUCAGAUCUGGAACUAUCCAGGAGACAAUAGAGCAGGAAGGUCGCAAACUAUUGAGGUAUUAUAGAGUCGAUUUCGAGCUUGUUAUGAAAGUAAAAGGCCGAAAUUUGGAGAUAGAAGGUUGUAUUGGGGGAGAAACAUUUGGUGGUCAGCAAAUCAGUAUUGCAGCAGCCUUCGUCCCUGGUACAAAGUAGCCUUGAGUAGAUCUGGUAAGGAUAGAUGGUAGAAAGUUCAUAAGGUCUCAUUUCCUUCCUGAGCUCGCUGGCGACGUUGGUGUUCGAUAGAGCUAUCUUUGGGUACGAUCAAAAGUACCCGUUUCAAAGGGACAAGUGCUAGGCGGCACGAGACUCCCCCCUUAUUCUGGAAGCUGUCUUCGUGGCGAUUUGGGUUAAUGCUUCUUUA